CAACAGGCGUCAGACUGGAGAUGGUGCAGCCUCGGGCUGGGGAGCGGGCCUGCGGCUGCCCAGCUGCUAAAGGACUUCCUCCUCGUGCACCGCGGCCGGCUCCUGGGCAAACCCCAUGCCGUUUCGAAAUGCUGGAAGUUUCUGUCUCUCUCUCCCCCUCCUCGGAGCCCAUUCGCCCCCAGAGCCCCACCCCCUCCUUCACUGGGCCCUUUCUAACUCCUUCCCCUUAAAACCCUUUUCAAAAGGGGGUUGACGGGGGGCGGAGGUUGCAGUGAGCCGAGAUCGCGCCACAGCCCUCCAGCCUGGUGACUCCGUCUCAAAAAAAAAAAUGGGGGGGGGGAGCGGGGGGGAGUUGAAAGCCUAAUAUGUAUUUUGGGGGCUAUUAAAGCAAACAUUUCGACUAAAGGGGCGAAUCCUCGAAUUGUGCGAUCAAGCACCCAAGAGGAGAGUGAGGUGGGGUCAAGAGGGGUGGGGGCUCCAGGGAACGCCCGGGGGCCUGGGCCGAGGUCUUGCGGGGCCCUUCUGGAAGGAUCGCGGCCCCCGAAGGUGGGCGUCCCGCGGGGCUCCAGUCUCCAGGACGUUCCGGGAGGCUCCGCGCUCCAGUAGGCCGGCUGCGUGGGGUCCCAGCGCUGCCGCCGCAGAGGCCCCCCGGGCCGCGGUUCCCGGAGCGGGAAAGUCCCGCGUGGGGGCGGGACGGGGCGGGGGCGGGGCGGGGCGCUGGCGGCCGAGCAGGGUCCCCUCCGCCUGGACGCCCCGCCGCCGCUCGGGAAGAGGCGGGCCCUGCGCGCCCUGCGCUCGCCAUGGCGGUCCCGGCGGCGACGUGAGCGGCUCCGCGGACCCCAAGCGGGGCCCCGGCCGCGACCUGAGCCGCCGCCGAGCGCCCGGGGCCAUGCGACCGACGCGGCUGUGGCCGCUGCUGCUCGGAGUCUUCGCCGCCGCCGCCGCCGCGCCCCCGUCAGACCCUCUUUCCCAGCUGCCCACGCCUCAGCACCCGAAGAUUCGCCUGUACAACGCAGAGCAGGUCCUGAGUUGGGAGCCGGUGGCCCUGAGCAAUAGCACAAGGCCUGUUGUCUACCGAGUGCAGUUUAAAUACACCGAUAGUGAAUGGUUCAUGACCGACAUCAUGUCCAUAGGGGUGAAUUGUACACAGAUCACAGCAACAGAGUGUGACUUCACUGCCGCCAGCCCCUCAGCAGGCUUCCCAAUGGAUUUCAAUGUCACUCUGCGUCUUCGAGCUGAGCUGGGAGCACUGCAUUCUGCCUGGGUGACAAUGCCUUGGUUUCAACACUAUCGGAAUGUGACUGUCGGGCCUCCAGAAAACAUUGAGGUGACCCCAGGAGAAGGCUCCCUCAUCAUCAGGUUCUCCUCUCCCUUUGACAUCGCUGAUGCCUCCACAGCCUUUUUUUGGUAUUAUGUCCGUUACUGGGAAAAAGGAGGACUCCAGCAGGUCAAAGGCCCUUUCAGAAGCAACUCCAUUUCAUUGGAUAACUUAAAACCCUUCAGAGUGUACUGUUUACAAGUCCAGGCACAACUGCUUUGGAACAAAAGUAACAUCUUUAGACUGGGGCAUUUAAGCAACACAUCUUGCUACGAAACGAUGGCAGAUGCCUCCACCGAGCUUCAGCAAGUCAUCCUGAUCUCCGUGGGAACAUUUUCGUUGCUGUCGGUGCUGGCAGGGGCCUGUUUCUUCCUGGUCCUGAAAUACAGAGGCCUGAUUAAAUACUGGUUUCACACUCCACCAAGCAUUCCGUUACAGAUAGAAGAGUAUUUAAAGGACCCAACCCAGCCCAUCUUAGAGGUCUUGGACAAGGACAGCUCACCAAAGGAUGAUGUCUGGGACUCUGUGUCCAUCAUUUCCUUUCCAGAAAAGGAGCAAGAAGAUGUUCUCCAAACACUUUGAACCAAAGCAUGGGUCUAGCCCACUGGCCCCCUGGAAGAGAUCGUCGAACCAGUGGAGCUGCUGGAGUUCUGUCUGGACUUCCCAGAGACCAGUAUUCCCUUUUCCUGCCUCUAAAAGGCCUGUCCCUGCCUUGUGAGAGACAGUGGGUCUCAUGGGGGUGACAAGCUUUUUUUUUUUUUUCUUGAAGAAUUUUCAAAAUGAAACAAGUUUUUAGAAUGAUUCUAUGGAGAUAUCCCAGGAAAAUUAAGGCUUCUCUUAAACACUAAAAAGUCAUGUAAUUGCUUGUUAGCAAAAUGGAUAUGACACAUCUCUGAUACUUUUUUCAUUGUUUGGGCUGAGCAGUCAGAAGACGUGGUCGUCUUCUCAACUUCAGCAAAUGAGCCGGAGCCCCUCGGGCAGGUCACACAACCUGUCCCAGCCUGUCCCAGUGAAGGACACUGAGUGGCCCUUCAUGUACUUCCAUGGUGUGCUGGCUUAAAAUGUAAUUAAUCCUGUAAAUAUACUCCUAGUAAUUUAAGAUUUUGUUUUUAAACUAGAAAUAAAAGACUGUAUAGCACAUGUUUUUUUUUAA
Macaca mulatta (Rhesus monkey) is the source of this 2471-nucleotide messenger RNA. RefSeq names its product interferon gamma receptor 2 (gene IFNGR2). NCBI's taxonomy places the organism in Eukaryota, Metazoa, Chordata, Mammalia, Primates, Cercopithecidae. Gene Ontology annotation, molecular function: protein binding; cytokine receptor activity. The record is from RefSeq and is a predicted model, not a curated record. Gene Ontology annotation, biological process: cytokine-mediated signaling pathway. Gene Ontology annotation, cellular component: plasma membrane.